Messenger RNA from Musca vetustissima, 936 nucleotides. Its product is annotated as retinaldehyde-binding protein 1-like. The record is from RefSeq and is a predicted model, not a curated record. NCBI's taxonomy places the organism in Eukaryota, Metazoa, Arthropoda, Insecta, Diptera, Muscidae. Gene Ontology annotation, cellular component: membrane. The transcript is spliced from 3 exons. Gene Ontology annotation, molecular function: phosphatidylinositol bisphosphate binding. The coding region runs from base 1 to 936 and encodes 311 amino acids.
AUGCCCGAAAUCAAAUCCCUACCUGAGGAAUUACAAAAAGUCGCCAUCGAGGAAUUGGGGGAGGUGCCAUCAAGAAUUGAUCAAUAUUUGGAAGAUUUCCGACGAUGGAUAGAACUGCAGCCGCAUAUAAAAACUCGCACCGAUGAUCAAUAUUUAAUACAAUUUCUGAGAGGCUCCAAAUAUAGUUUGGAAAAGGCCAAACAAAAACUAACCUAUACAUGUCUGAUAAAGACCAAAUUUCCGAAAAUGUUUCGUCUUACGAAUAUCGAUGAUAAAAUUUUUCGGGAAAUGGUUAGUGCGGGAUCCCUUCUACCUCUUCCCAUUCCCUUGUAUGGUAAUGGCCCCCGCAUUAUCUUGGAGCGAUUUGUAUACCCCAUCACCACCAAUUAUAAUAUUGAAAAUUAUGUACAACUCAUGUGUGCCUUACAUGAAGUACUGGCCUUUGAUGAUCCCCAUGCUGGGGUGUGUGGUCUCGUUUAUAUUAUGGAUUUUACAAAGCUACAAAAGGACCAUCUGGCAGGACUGACUAUAACCCUAUUGAAAUUUCUCAUAAGCCUUAAGGAGAAGGCUUUAGCAAUGCGCCUGCGAGCUAUUUAUUUGAUAAAUCUCAAACCCUAUGCUGAACAAAUUUUGAAAAUGGGCUUAUCCAUUAUGCCGGAAGCUUUGAAAAAGAAGAUGAUUGUUUGUGGCAAAGAUUUGAGUUCAUUACCCGAAAGUUUGCCUCUCAAAUAUUUACCUCGGGAUUAUGGUGGUGAAAAUGGUAGUCUGGAGGAGUUACGCGCAGAUCACAUCAACAUGUGGGAAAAAUAUCGGGAAUUUUUCGAAAUGAAUUCAUGUUUUGAUUUCAAUGAGAAGUUUUUUAUGGGUGAACCGAUUUGUGGUGAUGAGGUGCAAUUUGGUGCUGGUGGUUCGUUUCGGAAAAUUGAAGUAGAUUAA